Molecule: messenger RNA, 1177 nt
Organism: Mercurialis annua (annual mercury)
Lineage: Eukaryota; Viridiplantae; Streptophyta; Magnoliopsida; Malpighiales; Euphorbiaceae
Exons: 5
Coding region: 449-1177 (242 amino acids)
Source: RefSeq, a predicted model, not a curated record
GAUCCAGGGGCUGAGCAGCAGGUGCUGGCGGGUAGACCCGCACCGCGGAGAGCGGCGAGACAGCCACAGGACCAGCCGCCAGCUACGGACGAGACUGGGAGGAUUAGAGUUACACCUGAUGCUGCAAGAGAAAGGUUACUAGAUAGCAGGAACGACAGCGGGAGCGCAUCGAGGGCGAUCUUGCCCAUUUUCCGAUCUAGCUGGUUCCCUGAGGGUUCCUCGUGGAAGAAGCUGACAGCAGAGCAUAAGGGCUUCUACUUCGAGGAGUUCAAGGUUGUUAAAUUAAAAUUUUAAAUUUAUGUUUUAUUGUCUUUUUGAUUUCUAAUUGUUUUUAUUAAUUAAUGGUUUGCAUAAGGGUUUUUGUUGGGACUCCACCCACCCUGAGGACCUGAUUAGAGGGGUCUUCUACCGACAUGCGGCUAAUCGGUACAAAGAUACUCUCCACAACAUGAAGCCAGAUAAAAAAGAGGGCAGUGUUAGUGCUGAUACUUGGGCGUCGUGGAAGCGAGACUGGGAUACUGCUGAGGCUAAGAGGAAGUCUGAGGUAGCACGAGCUAAUCGGCUGAGUGAGCCGUCCGGAGCUGGCACCGGACCGGUUCGACAUACCGCAGGAUCGAGAUCGGCUACGAGGCAUAAGACAGUUAUGACUGAGGAGCUCGGUCGAGAGCCCACUUUAGCUGAGUUGCAUGUACGGUUGCACCUGACCAAAGCUGAUCGGACUGUUUUCGUUGACAAGAGAUCAAAGGAUAAAAAUGACCGUUUCCAGGCAGAGCUUGCUGCAGCGACCCAGUCUCAGGCGGCUGGAGAAGGGAGUUCGUCGACUCCAGAGCCGAUCGACGAGAACGAGCUGUUUUUGUCUCUCGAGGCAAUCAAGAAGCAGCGAGUCUACGGUAUUGGUUCGGCUUCAGCAUCCUACAUCGGCCAGAGCAGCCGAUUGCGCCGCGGCGGAUCAUCCCAGUCACAGCAGCAGGCGGUCGUUAGUGAGGAGAUCGAGCAGCGCAUUGCUAGAGAGGUUGAGGAGCGACUCGAGCAGCGGAUGCGUACUGUGGAGGCGGGUUUCGACGAGCGGAUCCGUACUGAGCUUGCGCGACUGAUGACUACACUCCCACCGGAGUUACGACCGCAGUUUCCCCCACCUCCACCUCCACCGGCUGACGACACUACUAGUUUGGGGUAG